UCUUUUAUCUCUCUCUCUCUCUAACCUUUCUGGAAAUUUUUGUACGUCCAAAACUCCAAAACCUUUUGGAGCAAAUCGCGAUCGAACUGAGGAAAUCAAGAAAGCUAUUCAAAUGUCAGCGACGACGACGGGACCGGAUUCUGCGGCCUCUCCGCCUUCUUCUCGCGUCGGUAGGGCCAAUUCUGACGGAAUCAUCGACACGACGCCGUUACUCCCUUCCGGCGUCUCGAGAGCCGCGAGCGUCGACGGAGAGAACGGAAUUCAACGAUCCGCUAGGCGCCAAGGCCUCAGAGAGGCAGCGAGGUUCCUCCGCCACGCUGGAAGCCGGAGGAUGAUGCGAGAGCCGUCGGUGAUGGUCAGAGAAACCGCAGCGGAGCAAUUGGAAGAGAGGCAGAGCGAUUGGGCGUAUUCGAAGCCCGUGGUGUUCCUCGACAUUCUCUGGAAUCUCGCCUUUGUGGCGAUCGGCGUCGCUGUUCUGAUCCUCAGCCGCGACGAACGGCCCAAUGUGCCGUUGAGAGUUUGGGUGGUUGGUUACGGUGUUCAGUGCGGGCUUCACAUGGCGUGCGUCUGCGUUGAGUACAGGAGGAGGAGGUGUCGGCGGAGGAGUGACACGCGCCAUGGAUCGUCAGCUUCUUCGUCUCCUUCUUCGACGCAGCAGUACGUUUCGUUAUCUCAAUUGGAGGAUACAGGAAGCACUAGUAAUUCUGCUAAGCAUCUUGAAUCAGCCAACACAAUGUUCUCGUUCAUCUGGUGGGUAAUCGGAUUCUACUGGGUAUCUGCUGGAGGCCAAACAUUAUCUAGUGAUUCUCCUCAGCUCUAUUGGCUGUGUAUCAUAUUUCUUGGUUUCGAUGUUUUCUUUGUUGUAUUCUGUGUUGCACUGGCUUGUGUUGUGGGUCUGGCUGUUUGCUGCUGCCUUCCAUGUAUAAUUGCAAUCUUAUAUGCCGUUGCCGACGAGGAGGGAGCAUCGAAGAAGGACAUAGAUCAAAUGCCGAAAUUCAGAUAUAGAAAGAUUAGCAACGAUGAAAAGCUCCCUGGCGAAACUACAAAUCGAGGAAUAAUGACGGAGUGUGGAACAGAUUCACCUAUCGAACGCUCGCUUACUUCAGAAGACGCGGAAUGCUGCAUAUGUUUGUGUGAAUAUGAAGACGGAGUUGAACUAAGAGAGCUACCUUGUAACCAUCACUUUCAUUGCACUUGCAUCGACAAAUGGCUUCACAUAAACUCUCGUUGCCCGCUUUGCAAGUUCAACAUCUUGAAGAAUGAAAACGAAGUCUAGUUGAUCAUUCGUGGGAUAUCAAUACCAGAAAGUUUUCAGGUAAAAUGUAAAAACUCUGGUGCGUGUUUAAGUGUUUGUGCAGUUAGAAUUGUAGAUCAAUGUAUUGUGUAUUACAUUGAACUAGUGAGAAACAUGUGAAUUCAUCCUUGGACCUGUUUUUUACUUUGGUGUGAAACAUAAACUUUGUGUUUCUGGUUUCUAUUAAAUAAAUAAAAAAAAAAUCAAAAUUUUAUA
Brassica rapa (field mustard) is the source of this 1510-nucleotide messenger RNA. Its product is annotated as E3 ubiquitin-protein ligase At4g11680. Gene Ontology annotation, molecular function: ubiquitin protein ligase activity. Gene Ontology annotation, biological process: protein ubiquitination; ubiquitin-dependent protein catabolic process. Lineage: Eukaryota; Viridiplantae; Streptophyta; Magnoliopsida; Brassicales; Brassicaceae. The record is from RefSeq and is a predicted model, not a curated record. Gene Ontology annotation, cellular component: plant-type vacuole.